Molecule: messenger RNA, 346 nt
Organism: Aspergillus brunneoviolaceus CBS 621.78
Lineage: Eukaryota; Fungi; Ascomycota; Eurotiomycetes; Eurotiales; Aspergillaceae
Product: signal peptidase complex subunit 1
Exons: 3
Coding region: 32-346 (104 amino acids)
Biological process (GO): protein targeting to ER
Cellular component (GO): signal peptidase complex; endoplasmic reticulum membrane
Source: RefSeq, a predicted model, not a curated record
CUCAUUUAAGUGCACGCCCACAGACUUUGCCAUGGACAAUCUGCUAGCUCCUAUCCAAGAUGCUCUGGAAGGCCAAAUAGACUACCAAGGCCAGCACAUGGCAGAACUUCUUUCUACGGUCCUUCUCAUCAUGUCAGGUGCUAUUGCUUUCCUUGUGGGAUACAUUCAGCAAGACAUUCAUCUAACCCUCUGGGUUGGACUCGCGGGUACAGUAGCAACUGGCUUGAUGGUGAUCCCGCCUUGGCCUAUGUACAACAAGAGGCCUGAAAAAUGGCUGGCACCGACGUCGGCAGAUAUGGGAGUUGCAGGGGUCAUGGUAGAUGGUGUAAAGUUGCAUGAGAUUUAG